This is a messenger RNA of Coregonus sp. 'balchen', 1424 nucleotides long. Lineage: Eukaryota; Metazoa; Chordata; Actinopteri; Salmoniformes; Salmonidae. The record is from the annotation of a GenBank genome assembly.
AUGAGGCGACCCUUCAUCUCCGACUCAGACUUCUCCCCCAAGCAGUUCUCAGCCGAUGUCUACUCCUCAUCCCUUGGGGGCAAGCCUCUGGGUUGUGACCCAUCGGCCAUGUCGGGCUACUCCUCCUUCAUAGACAGCUACUACCCGGAAACGUUUGGAGACUACCGCAGUGCAGCCUUCACCACCGGAGGGAGCUCCAUCUUCCCCAGCUCAGCCCUGUCCACUCUGCUACCACCUUUCUCCGGAGAGUCCCCCCACUUCCUCCUGGUAAGGCACUCUGUCAGUGGUCAGUGCUGGUGAUAGAAUGGGACUGUCGAGCUAUGGCUUCACAUUAUGGGCCAGUUUCUCAAAUAUGGUUUAAAGUCCUGGACUAAGAAGUGUGUUCAAGGCUAGGCUAAAUCCAGGAAACAGGUCGUAUGUGUUAUUGUGUUUUAUGUGAUGUGAGAAUAGGGAUGGAGGCUGGAGCGGGUAGGGUACAUCCAAAUGAGCACACAUUUCACACAAGCAUGAAGGAAAAAAUCAAUAAUAUUCCACAAGUGGGUUCCUAUUUAAAUGAUUGGGGUUUGAACCCAGAUCUGUGUGCUACAAGACUUUGUUAGCCCACUGAGAUAAAACCCAGACAUUAGCUCAGGGAGCCAACACGUCUUCAGGUCUCCAGCAAGGUUAAUCAUCACACGAGCAUGGUUCCAAACCAACUCCUUUACACAUACAUCUUAGGGCAUUCCGCAAUCUGCAAUACCAACAAAAAAUAGUAAUUUUUCCAUCAUCUCUAACACAUCUCUAUCCUUUCCUCUGUCUGUUGCUCCUGCAGAGAGAUUUGUGGGAGCAGCCAGUGGCAGACCCAGUGACCCAGGGAGAGGGCUUGUGUGCAGAUGGCCUGACCUCUGUUCCAGUCUCCCUGCCCAGCCCCGACCCUCCCAGGAGCCCCUCACAGUACCGCUACUCCACCCGCAGCUCCUCCAUUGGCUCGGCACAGCCCUAUGCCCUUCACCCUCUGGAAGAAGUACACUACCAGACCUCUUACCCUGCCGCCUCCACUUUCACAUGCCCUUCCUAUAUGACUGUUUCCAAUGACCUAGCCUCCAAGAUGGCCCGUCUAGCUAAUGAGGACUCUGACAGUACUCUCGCCACACAUAGUGACACUCACUCGUGGGUGAAAGAAGAUGGCGAAAGCUCUUGGUCACCAUAUGAGAUUCUGAGGUCUUAUUAAGUCCAUUUGGAAACAACCUGUCCUUCACAGAAAACCAAAACAAUGCUGAUGCAAGCGAUUCAGCUCCUUGUGAUCCAAAUAUUUGACUUUGUACUUCUAUAAAGAGAUGAGCAAAGUCCACAAAGUACAACUUUGACUUAUUUGACCCUCCUAAGUCCCCUGGUGAUAUACAGUAAGAGUAUGUAAGAAUUAACUCACUGGGCACACACUGGUU